This is a messenger RNA of Mya arenaria, 1671 nucleotides long. RefSeq lists its product as uncharacterized. The coding region runs from base 251 to 1378 and encodes 375 amino acids. The transcript is spliced from 2 exons. NCBI's taxonomy places the organism in Eukaryota, Metazoa, Mollusca, Bivalvia, Myida, Myidae. The record is from RefSeq and is a predicted model, not a curated record.
UAUUUGGCACAAACAAUCACGUUGAUCGCCUUUACUUCUGGUGGUUAAAUUUUAUUUACAUACAGGAGAAGGGCAUGAUAAUAAGAUAACACAGAUUAUUGACACUACUGGCUUGAAAAACUUGGAUUGAGUUUACGCUGCGUACUACUGCAUUCGAUUGUUUUAAUGUCGAUGGAUCGAAAACAUUUCGGGUUCGCUCGCUUACUGCUCUUUCACAACGACCGAACACGAAGAAGCACAACUUUUAAAAAUGGAUAGGUGUUCGUGCAGAACAACGUUUUAUCAAUACCUGGGCAACGAUAACAACUUAUUAGGCGUAAAAUGUAAAACAUGCGAUCAAGAGUGGCUGAGAGAAACCAGGAAUCCGAGAGAGAGAAUCAUUUUUCAAGGACAAGAACUGGGCAAAUACACUCAUAAAGAAUGCGUGGAUAGUGGCUUCUUAAUGACCAGACCAGAACGAACCAAAAUCACACAAGAAAACGUGAACUCGCUGAGAGUAGCGGAUCAUAUUACUUGGCAUAGGGCGAAUGGAAUCUGGCAUCAUGCCAUCGUGUUAAAAAUAUUUCCGUCGGGAGUGAUUGAGAUAUGCCAUUUUGAUUCAGGCAAGUAUGGAUGGAAAACAAAAGCGAUUAUCAAAACCAAAGAGAUAGAUCCGCUGAAGGAAAAUGGUGAACUGUACAAAAUAGAUUACAGCAACAAUCCUGAAGAAAAUUCUGCUGAAUUAGUAGUCGCGAGAACAAGGGUUUUACAGUCACUGUCAAGAACUGGCAAGUAUAGUUAUAGUGUUAACAAGAAAAACUGUGAAAACUUUGCGACAUUUUGUAAAACGGGCUUUAGCAUCAGUUACCAGUUUGAGUGGUUGAAAUCAAGGUUACAACGAGCGCUAAUUUAUGGCACGCAAACUACAUUUUGUAUUAAAGCUCUGUUCAAUUUGCUAAUACAUAUACGGUAUAAUCAAAAUCUGUCCUUUCUGUUACGACAUAUACGGCAUAUAAGUGACGAAGAAUUAAGUCUCGUUUUUGAUGCCGUAUGCGCUAGUGUGCUGGUGCUAGGUGAAGUCAAGACGUGCUACGAAGACAUUGGUAGAAUAAACUCAAAUACAGGAAUAUCAGAUGAAGAUCGCUGGCUUGAAAAAUUCAAGCGGAUAUCUGAAUGUGUAGGAGAAGUGAUUACUGUGGUUGUUGGUAGCUACGCGAGGGGAUAUUUCGGAUCAGAAUUCGGUAGCCUGGUCGGUGGGCCAGUGGAACUUAUUGUUGGUAAGAUGGUUGGCACCUCGGUCGGUGAUCUGCGUGCAAGUAAAAUAUUGAAUAGAGGUGUUUUCACACGCGCUGUGCUCAUGCAUUGUGUUAGUGAGGUGUACAUGCAUCACUUGUUGUGAGCGAUUUAAAACAGAUCACAUUAAAGCCACGAUUUUAAAAGUUUCAAAGUUUAUAUUGUACUGCUCAUAUAAUACAUUUGCUUUAAACAUGUUAGUGUUACAUCGAAUAAAUCUUUUCUUUUGAGCAGUAUUUUAAGGUGAAGAGACACAGUCGGAUUGUUUGUUCCUAUUUAUUUCAAACAUGCAUAAUUAUUUAUGACAUUCUUCUGCAUAUAUUGUACAAGUAAACAUGAAAAUGCGCGUAUGCCAUUGUAUCAAUGUAAUUUGAUAUGCAAAUAAAUAGUUAUGUUAUU